CAGGCGCCGUCCCCGCGCGUCACGUGGGUGACGCCGCUGCCAGGAGCGGCCGGGUAGGGCGGAAGUGAAGGGGGUGCCCGGCGGCAUGGAGGGGACGCUGGAGCAGCACCUGGAGGACACCAUGAAGAGCCCGUCCGUGGUGGGUGUUCUCUGCACCGACUCGCAGGGGCUCAACCUGGGCUGCCGGGGAACCCUCUCGGAUGAGCACGCCGGGGUCAUCUCUGUCCUCGCCCAGCAAGCGGCCAAGCUCACCUCCGACCCGACCGAUACGCCCGUGGUGUGCCUGGAGUCGGACAGCGGGAAUAUCAUGAUCCAGAAGCACGACAGCAUCACUGUGGCAGUGCACAAGUUGGCAUCCUGACCCUGGGGAACCUGCACCGCGCUGCACUCCCCGCUCCGGCCCAGCUGCUCCUCACCCGACAGCCACUCUCCUCUGCUGCUCCAGCGCAGAACGUGCUUCUAGUAACCAAACCUGGACUGAAGGCUCCUGCUCUCCACUUAACAGCUCCUGUGCAGCUACCAGGGUCUCCAACUCACAUCGUAGCACUUGUGCUGCUGAGGCUGAAACGUGGGUCACAAGCAAGCUCGUGUAAUCAUCACAUGCUAUGAGGUGUAUGUGUGUGUGGCCUUAGUUGUUGGAUAAAUCAAUAAAUGACCUGGAAAAAUAA
This is a messenger RNA of Columba livia (rock pigeon), 668 nucleotides long. RefSeq names its product late endosomal/lysosomal adaptor, MAPK and MTOR activator 5 (gene LAMTOR5). The record is from RefSeq and is a predicted model, not a curated record. NCBI's taxonomy places the organism in Eukaryota, Metazoa, Chordata, Aves, Columbiformes, Columbidae. The transcript is spliced from 4 exons. Gene Ontology annotation, biological process: positive regulation of TORC1 signaling; cellular response to amino acid stimulus. The coding region runs from base 86 to 361 and encodes 91 amino acids. Gene Ontology annotation, cellular component: cytoplasm; Ragulator complex; lysosome. Gene Ontology annotation, molecular function: guanyl-nucleotide exchange factor activity.